Messenger RNA from Babesia bovis T2Bo, 1652 nucleotides. RefSeq lists its product as uncharacterized. The coding region runs from base 76 to 1614 and encodes 512 amino acids. The transcript has 2 exons. The record is from RefSeq and is a predicted model, not a curated record. Lineage: Eukaryota; Apicomplexa; Aconoidasida; Piroplasmida; Babesiidae.
UCUUAGCACACUUAUAAUAUUCCGGCUGCAUCUGUACUAAGCUGAUGCGCUGGUUAUAUAUAGUUGAGAUGUACCAUGUCAGCCGUUAAACACAAGCGGUUUUGGCUGCUGUUGCUAGUUUCCAUCGUAUCGCUGUGUCUUACUUCUUUAGGCGUAUCGCACUGGGUACCUCUUCCAAACCUAACCUUCGAAGAUGUGUCCUCAUUUUCGCACAUUUACGAAGGUGGCAUAGCUUGCCUCCAACGGGGUGAGUGUGUGAUCUCCCUUUCCGAUUUUUUGGUAAAAGGUGUAUUUUGGAUUCCUGUAGAAUUCAAACUCAAUGUUAAUUCCGACGAUGUAGCAUCGCAAGAAUCAACUCUAUACCUGGAGAUACUCUGCUACGUUUUCAACGUUCUCUUGUUGAUAGCAAUAUAUGCGGCUGUUAGCUAUAUACUGUGGCUGCGCUACGUGAAUUUGCUUAGAGACGGAAUAAAGCUGCUCUUCAAGACUAUACGCCAGGUAGAUUGGCAUACACCUGUGUAUGCUAUUACUACGUUAUGUAAAACCGUGAGCUACAUUAUCAGGAAUGCGAUCUAUUAUUGGUCACAGACAUCACACCGUGAUCGUUACUUUAUUAUCUGUUGUACUGCUCUUAUCGCAAUCACAGUGUCCAUUCGUUUGGGGAUUGGACGACGCCGUUUUUGCAAUUUACUUCCACUAGGGGUAACAUGGUUCGUGUACGUUUACUCUCAGAAGUAUUUAUCCGGAAGGACGCAUCACCUUUUGUUACAUUAUGUAGGAUCAUACUAUCCACAUUUUUGCACCUUGCUGAUGUUGCGCCACUGUAGGAUGACCUGGCGUCCUCAUAUUAAGUUUAUCGAGAUUUUGGGGAGUCAUCAACGGAUAAUAAGUAAGAUGUCGUAUGUUUUGGAUUUGUUCGUUAUCCAUAACCUCCUUGAAAUCUGCUGUAAUGUCCCCCUAGUUGGCGGAUACAUUGUGCGUCACAAUCUGGUAGUGCGUAUAAUGUUUUACACAUCUUUGAUCAUGACUAUGCAUUGGGGACUGUCGGCGUGGCUAUAUGAAGAUUACCAAUUAGGCUUUGUCAAGCCAAUAAUCGUUGUCACUAUCGAUAGCGUAACGAAUUUCAUAGUUGGAUGGCCUAACAUCAUCAGUAGUCGCAUACAUACAACCAAGAAACAUAAAGGAUUAACUGAGCUGAUAUACGAUCGUUUAGGAGUUGAACUCAAGUUCUCGCCACCAUUUGUAUCGCACUUGUUUUCCCGUUUUGCCCCCCUGGCGAAAACAUUAAGGUGGAUAAAAUUAGUACCACAUUUGAUCGUACUGCUUCUACCGCGAGUAGUGCUAAGUCUAUAUGUUGCAUAUUUGACACUUCUGUCACCCUUGAUUCGCUACGUCCUGUUACCAUACGAUAGCCCAUUUACAUCGCAAAUGGUAGUUGCUUUCCAUUUCAUCAUUGCAGACGUCGUACGUUCAUUUGCAAGCUUCAGUAUAUGGGCAAUCUGGCCUCUGCGAGGUUUGAUGUGCAUUUUAUUACCAAUAUUAAUGGGUGGAGUUCAACACCUCGUUGAAGAUUUAACUCUAGAUCGCGAUGACCAGAAAAAAACUGAUAACUAAAUAAUCAAACUGUUUAUAUCUAUGGAUACCAACUAGCC